This is a messenger RNA of Symbiodinium natans, 2256 nucleotides long. The record is from the annotation of a GenBank genome assembly. NCBI's taxonomy places the organism in Eukaryota, Dinophyceae, Suessiales, Symbiodiniaceae.
AUGAAUGUGGAACUUCCGCUGUGGUUCCUUCAGUCUUUGCCCAAAAGAUGGAGGAGCUUCUUGCCUGGCCACGGGCAAAUGUCAUUCGGACCUAUGAAGCUCAACGAUGUGUGCGUUCUGACACCAGCUUGGUUUGGUGCUUUCGCGACACUUUUCCUGGUGCUACUGACCAUCGAGGCUUCCGAGAGUUGUUCGGCUGGAGUCGCAGCUGGCAUGAUUAUGGCCGUUAUUCCAGCGCACAUGAUGCGUUCCAGCGCUGGCGAGUAUGACAACGAGGCUGUGGCGGUGACCUGCUUCUGCGCAACUUUCUGGUUGUGGUGCCGCUCAAUCAGAACUCCAAGGUCUUGGCCGUGGGGUGUCCUUGCCGGUCUGGCCUACUUCUCGGCAGCGGCUACUUGGGGCGGCUACAUCUUUGUAAACAACCUCAUCGGCCUUCACGCUGCGGUGCUGGUUGCGUUGGGCCGAUACAACUCCGGAUUGUACCUGGCCUACACUCUUUGGUACGUGGUGGGAACAUCUGGUGCCAUGCUUGUUCCCGUCAUCGGGUGGGCCCCGCUGCGGGCGAUGGAGCAGAUGCCGUCUCUUCUGGUCUUCAUUGUGUUCCAACUGCUGCAAGUAUGUGACUUCGUUCGGCACCGCGUCAAAAGUUUUGCUUCCCCAUGGAAAUUCUGUGUGUUUCGUGCAGCAGUUUUCGCAACAGCUGUUCUUUCUGGUGCGGCGGUUUGCUUUACGCUGUACAGGUUGGGUCACUUUGCUCCACUGGGUGCCAGAAUCAGGGGUCUCUUCUUGAAACACAAGAAGACCGGGAACCCUUUAGUGGAUUCUGUCGCAGAGCAUUCCGCAACAAGCAGCCAAGCUUAUGCGCAGUACUUGGGAGAUGCACGUUUCGUUGCAGCCGUCGGUCUCUUGUUCUGUUGGCACCAGCAAACUCCAGCCAAGAUCUUUCCAGUGAUUUAUGCUGCAGUGGCGUACCACUUCUCAGCGAAGAUGUCUAGACUGAUGAUCAUCUGUGGACCGAUUGUGUCCAUGCUCGCGGGCUACCCGAUCGGCAUUGUCUUGGAUUGGUGCCUCCAUCAAUUCCUGAACCUCUGCUGUGCUCCGCGGCCGCAGCCAGAGGUCAAGACAGAGCCAAGAUCUGGAGGUAUGGGAUCCAUAUACCGUUUUCUCUGGCGAUACCUGGAACCGCUCACCUUGCCUGGAGAGGUAUCAGAUCUCCUCAAGACCGCCGAGAAGUUGCACCAGCGAUUUCCGAGACCCUGCAGGGCAAUCCGAUGCACUGUGGCUAUCCUGAUCCUUGUGGCGGGCUACCAGAACAUGCGUGAUCCUGUCAAUAGCUUCAUUGCAACAUGUGAGGAGAUUGCGCCACACAUGGGACAUCCAUCGAUCGUCUUCAAGAGCCGCCAGGGACUAAUUACAGAUUACCUCGACGGCUACAAGUGGUUGAAGGCCAACACGCCCGCGGACGCACGUGUGAUGGCAUGGUGGGACUACGGCUACCAGAUCACUGGCAUCGGCAACCGCACCUCCAUUGCUGAUGGCAACACUUGGAACCACGAGCACAUCGCCACCUUAGGCCGAACUUUGACGAACCCAGAGAAGAAAGCUCACAACAUCAUGAAGCACCUCGCAGACUACGUACUGGUUUGGGCUGGUGGUCAAGGCGACGACAUGGGCAAAUCGCCUCACCUAGCGCGCAUUGCCAACUCCGUGUUCCCUGAUGUUUGCGGUGAAGAUGAUCCUACCUGUAGGAAGUUUGGCUUUUAUGCUGGUGGUCGGCCCACAGAGAUGAUGGCUGCAUCCUUCCUAUACAAGGCGGUCAGGCACAACAUCGAUGACGGAGUGAGGUUGGAUAGCAAGCUGUUCCAAGAGGUGCAUACGACGAAGCAUGGUCUCAUGCGCAUCUUCAAAGUGCUCGGUGUGUCAGAAGAGUCCAAGAAGUGGGUGGCGGAUCCCGCAAACCGCAAGUGCGACGCAGAAGGGAGCUGGUAUUGUGUUGGUCAGUACCCGCCGGCUUUACACAAGCUGAUUGCAAAGCGGAAGAACUUUGCCCAGUUGGAGGACUUCAACCGAAAAGAUGGUGAGAAAAGCGCCUACACCCGCAUGGUGCCUUCACAGCUUUUAUGGCAUGUUGCCACAAGGGUUAAAGAUACUAUGUAUACACUCAUCAUUUGUGAGCGUUCGAUUGGCGUACUCAUCUAUUGUGUUUUCAGUGCAAGCUGUACACUGCAGCUUUAUUGGCCCAAUGAUUCCUCCUAG